Molecule: messenger RNA, 1108 nt
Organism: Episyrphus balteatus (marmalade hoverfly)
Lineage: Eukaryota; Metazoa; Arthropoda; Insecta; Diptera; Syrphidae
Exons: 2
Coding region: 381-995 (204 amino acids)
Biological process (GO): regulation of transcription by RNA polymerase II
Cellular component (GO): transcription regulator complex; nucleus
Molecular function (GO): DNA binding
Source: RefSeq, a predicted model, not a curated record
UGUUGCUUACUUGUGAACAUUUGAGGAAAAAGUGGUUGCUGUGUUUGAAAUCCAAGUUCGAGUUGCAACUUGAUAGAUACCUUAUCUUACCUACUACAAGAUGCAUCGACCUUUGUCUGUGUGCCUGUGUCGAAUGUGAAUUUGCCUCUCUAUGCCUGUCACUUUCUCUCGCCUUAUAUCAUUAGGUAUUCAAACGUCAAAAUGCAAUGCAACAUUACUCAAUAUGCCAAACAGAGACAGAUACUGUUGAGUUUCCAACGAUUGAUUUUUUUUCGUUGUUUAUUUUGGUUUGUUGCUGAAGUUGGAGUGAAAAAUAUUUCUGUUUAUAUUUUUAUAUUACGAAAGAACGAACUGUUUUCAAGAACACACGAUUAAAAUAAAUGUUAUUUAUGGAGAAAAAUUCAAGAAAAAACAACUUAGAUUUGAUAAGAUUAGUGAAAAGCCAUGAAUGUCUGUGGAAUUGUAAGAACCUAGAGUAUUUUAACAAAAGCGAAGUGGAGAAUGCGUGGAAAGAAAUUUCAGAAGCCUUAGAUGAAUCAACAUUGAAAAUUCAACAGCGAUGGAAAACAAUCCGAGGGAUGUAUUCAAACAAUUUACUUCCAACCAAAAGGAAAAAUAAAUACAAGGCUUAUUAUUUGUCUUCGUAUCUUGGAUUUCUUCGCCCUUUUAUCAAAAAUUGUUGUAAAAGUAAGCAUUGUGAAGGAAUACGAAAUGGAAGAAAGUCAGUUGAUCAUAAAAAGCAAAACUCAAAAAAUGACGGAAAUGCGAUCAUACUGAUAGAAAGUUCUGACGAAGAUGAUUCCAUGCUUUGUAGAACAAAAGUAGAAAGACUAGAGGCCGACAAACGCAUGAAGAUUAUGCCGAAAGAAAUUAAUAAAAAUGAGAUAUUUUUAGAAAGCUUGCUUCCAUUUGUCGAUGAAAUGACUAAAGAUCAAAUUCUUCGAUUUAGACUUAAAGUUUUGAAAUUGGUCGAUAAUAUUUUAAAUACAGAGUGAAACAAAAUUAAGUAUACAGAUUUUACAAAAUACAUUUUAGUUAUUAGAAUAAGAAAUCUUCCUGUACCUAUUUAAGAAAAAAAAAAAAAACUCAUGCGUUUAAAGCUGUAAGA